CCCGCCCUUGCCCAGCUUAGCCCAGCCAUGAGCUCCUUCCCACCCCCGAUCAACUUCCCCAAAUGGCUCGAGGAGAACAGAGAUCGCCUCCAACCUCCAGUGGGCAACUUCUGCCUCUUCAAGACGGAGGAUUAUACGGUCAUGGUUGUUGGGGGACCGAAUGCUAGGAGUGAUUAUCACUACCAGCCCACCGAAGAAUUCUUCUACCAAGUCCAAGGAGCCAUGAUCCUGAAAGUCAUCUCACCCAAGACGGGCAUGUUCGAGGACAUCGUCAUCGGUGAAGGCGAGAUGUUCAUGCUGCCCGCCAACACCCCUCAUUCCCCCUGUCGCUUCGAGAAUACCGUCGGCCUGGUAGUGGAACGAACGCGUCCCAACGUACCCGGCGCAGAGGGGGAAGAUGCUAUGAGGUGGUACUGUCCGAAUCUGGAGGCGCACGAGGGGAAGCCUUUCCUUGUCAGGGAGGAGAGGUUCAAGUGUACGGAUUUGGGCACGCAGUUGAAGCCCAUUAUUUCCAAGUGGGGCCAGGAUGAGAAGGGGAGAAAAUGCAAGGGAUGCGGGUAUGUGGCGGCGGAGAGGGAGUUGCCUGGUGGACUGAGGAGACCCGAGGAGGUGCGCAACAUGCAGCAGAAGGCUGGUGUGGCAUAGCGUGGUACGGUGCGAUGUGGCGGUUCCCAAUUGACUGUCUAAAGUAGCAAAAAGCAGCAGCAGCAGCAGCAGUAGUAGCAGCAACAAGUCUACCAGCCCAGCGAGAAAAAUGCGACUCCCAAUUCUCCCCUGCCAUCUGGCCUCUUGCCCCUCUACACGCGCCCACGCACAACGAUGACUCCCCUCUGCCGAUCCACAUCGGCUCUCCACCCCUCUCGCUGCAAGUACUUUGCAACCGAAGGUGUCAAGAUGGCCAC
Messenger RNA from Jaminaea rosea, 902 nucleotides. Its product is annotated as 3-hydroxyanthranilic acid dioxygenase. Gene Ontology annotation, biological process: 'de novo' NAD+ biosynthetic process from L-tryptophan; quinolinate metabolic process. Gene Ontology annotation, molecular function: iron ion binding; 3-hydroxyanthranilate 3,4-dioxygenase activity. NCBI's taxonomy places the organism in Eukaryota, Fungi, Basidiomycota, Exobasidiomycetes, Microstromatales. The record is from RefSeq and is a predicted model, not a curated record. The coding region runs from base 28 to 645 and encodes 205 amino acids. Gene Ontology annotation, cellular component: cytoplasm. The transcript has 2 exons.